CCCACGCGCUUCCGCUGCGCCGUGGCGCUUCUGGAAGCUGCGCGCACCCUUGAGCAGCGCCGCGUACGGCCGUGGCAUGGCUCUACUGCGCCCAGGGCAGUGCGCACCCUGGGGUGCGAGGCGGGAGGGGACGACGUACAAAGAGCGAGAGGUCGACGUGCUCUUCCUGCUCAUCCGCCAUCCAAACACCUCCUGCCUCACCAGCCUACCCACACACCUCACACCUGCUCAACUCAAGUCCAGCAACAUGGCCUUCUACCUCUACCCCGCCUCCUCGCUGCACGCCGGCGCUCCGAGCUCCUCCUCUCGCUGUCGUUCCGCGUCCGACGUCGACUUCAGCUCCUUCGUCGCUCCUCGCGCUCUCGACUCGUACGUAAUACAGCAGGCGUCGCCCUUCUCGUGCGCGCACGCCGCCGCCGCCUUCGUCGACUUCGAGCAGGCAGCGCGUCGUCGCGAGCGCGAGCAAGAGCGCCAGCGCGUGUUGCAACAGCAAGCUGCAUACGAGGCCCACGCACGUCGGCAGGCGGCCGCCUACGAGCAUGCCAAGCGUGCGGCGAUGCACGAGGCUCAGCAGCGAGCGGUCGCGCAGCACCUCCGUGACGCCUUGCUUGCGGCGCACGCCAGAGCUCAGGCACAGGCAGAAACGCAAGCACGGCAGGAGAUGCAGCGCCGUGACGCCGCCAUCGCAGCACAUCAACGCUCCCUCGAAGUCGCUCGUCGGGCACGCGAAGCAGCGGCGCAGCGCCAACAGGCACAGUAUGUGGCUGCCCGCAAGGCGCACAUGCACCGUCUGCAGCAGCAACAGCAGCAGCAGCAGCAGCAGCAGGAGGUCGAGGCCAGGCGUCGUGCGGCCGCGGCUCAGCAGCAGCAGCGGCGAGAGGCACUCGAGAUCGAGUUCGACCCGCAGCAACUGAUGGAGCAGGCGCUCGGCCUCUUCGGGCAAUUCUUCGGCUUCAAGCACCACGACGAGGAGCAGGCACACGUCGAGAAGCAGCCGCAGCCGCAGGCUUCAACCACGCCCACCACGGCAGCGAGUGCUCCUGCCGUCGAGACUUGCGCCGCACCCGAGGCGGCGGAGGCGGACCCAAUCGAGGUGGACGUCUCGCAGCCGCAGGUGCAGCCGACGGCGGGCAACAGCACAGCGGACGCAAUCGAGAUCGACGUCGCCGAGCCCUCGACGCAGGCUGAGCUCGCCACCUACUCGACGGAGCAACAGCAGCAACAGCAGCAGGCCAGCGCCAACGCCGACGCCGACGUCGCCAUGACGCCUGCCACUUCGUCCGAGCCGCAGCCUCAGGCAGAAGCGGCAACCGCAGAGACGCUGCUCUUCAGCUACCCUCACCCACCGCCCUCCUCGCUGCGCGUCUCCGAGCUCGACAUUCACCUUUCUGCCUCGGGCGGCGAGCUUCUCAUUUCCGGCCUCUGGCCCACGCAUGCUCCCUCGAGCCCCACUCUUUCCGCCACGUCUUCCACCUCGCAUGCAUCGCGCCGCUCGCGCGGUCGUUCGCCGCGCCGCACGGUGGUGCACGACGUGGAUGAGGCGGGCGAGGAAAUCGUGCCUGCCUCGGAGCUGCAAGAGCAGGCAGAAGAAGAAGACUUUGUCGAGGUCCACACGCCCCAGCAUGCGCACGCCGCAGAGGAGAAGAGCAAGGCGCUCAAGCUAAGUCUCGAGCAGGCCCACAUCGAUCGCGAGAGCAUCAGGGCGGACCUGAGCGAGGAGGGCCUCAAGAUUUGGGCUCGCAAACUCUGAGGGCCCGCUCUGCCCCCCUUCUUAGCUCUCCCUCGCUCGCCUCUGGCUCUUCGGGGGCCUUGCAACCCGCACCAUUUCCCCCUGCAUCCCGCGCCCUGAGCCUCCACCCGUACAUCCCCCCACCUCUCUCCAGUCUCGGCAUUCUCACAUGUGCUCCUCACGUUUCUCUACGCGCCUUACAUGCCCGCCUUUGCCCCCGUUCCGCAAUGCCAC
Molecule: messenger RNA, 1963 nt
Organism: Tilletiopsis washingtonensis
Lineage: Eukaryota; Fungi; Basidiomycota; Exobasidiomycetes; Entylomatales
Exons: 1
Coding region: 248-1750 (500 amino acids)
Source: RefSeq, a predicted model, not a curated record